AGAAACACAGUUUCUGUGAUGUCUUUUGGGAUUUUUUUUCCGUAUGUAAAUGAUACAUUUUCCAGUUGUCAUAUAAAACCAUGUCAAUAUAUUUUUAGUCUCAUAAUUAUUAUUAAAGGAGAUUAAGCUAUCCAUGUGGAUGUUCUAGUUGUUGGACACUUUUCAUCCUGGUUAACAUUCCAUAACAACACGCAAAUAAAAUCAUAAAUUCAGACAGACACAAGGAUAAACGAAUGUUCUGAUUAAAUUACAGAGUCUAAUAUAAAAAUUGCCAACAUGAACUAUACAGAAGACAAAGAACUUUCACGUGACUUUUACCAUUACUUGUGUAACAUAAUUGGUUCUGAAGAUGUUGUAAAAACAAGGCGCAAUAUAUUUACAGUUAUGGACUUUAUAAUUAAUACAUGUAAUACUUAUAAACACAUUACAUUUAUAAGUAGUGGCAGUAGAGCAGAAGGUAUUGAUCUAAAGGGCAGUGAUUACGAUCAAAUGCAUGUUCGUGAAGGAUUCCGUGUGUAUGAGAGUAUUAUGGAUGAGAAUGAGGGUGUUUUGGAUGAAAUGUACACCUCAAAUAAAUUACCUCUGCUAAUGGACUACUUAGAUACAAAACCUGGAUUUACGAAACUAAAAUUGUAUAACAAAGUACGUAUACACACCAACACAAUGCAACUAACGGACAAAUGGUCUUACACGUUUGGAAAUGACACAUUCCUUUCGAGCAAAAUUAUCAGGGAAUCAGAAUUAUAUCCUGGUACAGUUAUUCACGGUCCUUGUCAAUCUAUACCAGAUAAACUUGAUAUUGCUGAUUGUUUCCGAUGUAAAGAAUGGAUUUUACAAGCUAAACAGUGGAUAGAUAGACCAAGAUCUACUUGGCCAGAUUAUAAACUUGUUACUACAGUUGUUCAAUAUGGUGUUUUAUUUGUUCCUAUUGGAUGUAAAAACUCCCCAAGCGAGGACAUAGAAUGGCGGAUUUCAUUUUCUAUGGCCGAAAAACAGUUAAUUUGUUCGUUUGCACACUCGCAGCUAUUAUGUUAUGCGUUAUUGAAAGUCGUUUUGAAAGACAUAAUCAAACCUAAUCACGGGGAUCUCAUUUGUUCAUAUUUCCUUAAAACAAUAAUGUUUUGGUUAUGUGAAGAAUCGAAUCCUUCAGAAUGGAAACCAGAAAGAACGAUUUCUUGUUUCAUGAAAUGUUUGAGACGACUUAUAUACUGUGUAGAAUAUAAAACAUGUCUACAUUAUUUUAUCCCAGACAACAACCUGUUUGAUGAAAGAUUUACAGAUGAACAACAAGCAGAAUUACUGUAUACGCUACGGCUGAUAUAUACGUCCCCUUGGGUGUCAAUUUUUGCUACGUCGACCUUUCAAAAGUAUAUAACAGAUUCAGGAAAUUCACCUAUAUUAGACCUUACAUCGUCUUCGUUAUCGUGUCUCUUUUAUCCACAUUUUCUAAUGCAAAAUCGAAUGUUAAAACUUGAUCAUGCAACCAUCAAACGUUCCCUAAUGGCCUUCAUUUUUUUUCCACACGACGAAUUCUGCAAAUACAUGAUGUCUGUUUGUUUAAACAAAUGCACACAGAGGCUAAACGUGCUGAUCUUUAACAGGAGCAACAAAUCCUUGUAUAAAGAUUACAAUAUAACAUUAGGCGGCUUCAUGCUUGGUUUAUUUUCUGAUGCAUUGACAUCUUGGUUGCAGUUAGCAUCAUUCUUUUACAAAUGUAAGCGUUUUCAACUAUGCAUUGAUAUAAUAACCUAUUGUCUUUCCAAGUGUACGACAGAUAAAUUAUAUGUGCGUGUGUCAAAUAGUUUAAAAGAACAAACUGUUUUCCAGAAAAUCAAGCAAGCAGUUGGUUUAUGCCUGACGUGUAAACAUUUUAUACUUCAAGACGUACGAUUUAUUCAUCCAUUUCAUUUACUGCCAACAGAACUGAUCACUUUAACAACAAUUUGUAAAUAUGUCAAGAUCCCCCCUGUUGUUUACUGUAAUAUGUUAUUAUUGUUGUGCUUUCAUCAUCUUCACGACGCCAGUGGAAAACGUAAUGCUGUUCGGGAUCUUGAAUUAGCAAUUAGAGAAAUGUGUUUUUUUGAUGAGGACAAUUUUGGGACCGUCGACAGGUGCUUGGAGAUAAGUAAUGAAAUGAUAUAAUAAUUUAGAACAAAUGUAGGAAACACAUCGGAAACAUGGGUAUGUCGAAAGAACACUUUCCUCUUUCCAGUACUUUUACAUUCUUAUUUGAUUUCAAAUGUGCAGGUAUAUAACUGUCGAUGUAAAAUAAGUCAUAGGUUCAUAGCGAGUUAAACAAGAUGUCAGAGAUCGGGAAAAGUUAAACUUAUUGUUGUGAAUCUUUAAAUAAAUGAUGAAACCUUAGAUUAUUGCAUCUAAAA
This is a messenger RNA of Mytilus californianus (California mussel), 2381 nucleotides long. RefSeq lists its product as uncharacterized. The record is from RefSeq and is a predicted model, not a curated record. The coding region runs from base 277 to 2142 and encodes 621 amino acids. Lineage: Eukaryota; Metazoa; Mollusca; Bivalvia; Mytilida; Mytilidae. The transcript has 3 exons.